Messenger RNA from Phyllopteryx taeniolatus (common seadragon), 1316 nucleotides. It is a transcript of the gene ccndbp1, whose product is annotated as cyclin D-type binding-protein 1. NCBI's taxonomy places the organism in Eukaryota, Metazoa, Chordata, Actinopteri, Syngnathiformes, Syngnathidae. The record is from RefSeq and is a predicted model, not a curated record. Gene Ontology annotation, cellular component: nucleus. Gene Ontology annotation, biological process: regulation of cell cycle. The coding region runs from base 108 to 1145 and encodes 345 amino acids. The transcript is spliced from 11 exons.
AUUGUCCCGCGUUCCACCCCCAACCGAGCCGCCAAACCUUCGUUCCACAACAACAGGUCCGCUGGAAACUUUGCCUUUUUUUGCGGCUCGGGGAGCGGGAGGCCGACAUGAGUGCUGAGGACGACGCGACGCAAAACGUCUGCGUGACUCUCCGUAACCUGCUCAACUCCGUCCAGUGCGUCACGGGCCGGGUUCGAGACGGAGAGUCCAACGAGUCUGACGGAGACUUCAACCUCUCCAACUUUUGGGACACUUUGAACCAGGCGGUGAAGGCAGUGUCUCAGGAAGCCACCAAAGUCAGCCUCGUCUUCUCCAAGCCGCCGCUCCCGUCACAGCAGGAUGGCGAGCAGCUGGCCGACUCCGUCCUCAAGAGCGUCCUCAGCCUCUCCACCGUUUAUUACUGGCUUCCCAAGAGCCAAGGUGUCAGUUUGCGUCAGCAAGUCCGAGACGCCACCGUGCAGGUUCUGGAGGGGUUGACGCAGCUCCUGGAGGUCAUCCUCAGUUCGCCACUACAAAGUCUGACUCAAGAGCAGUUGACGUCAACGGGAGGCGUGUGGGCAGCGUGUGACCGCUUUACCCACCUACCUCAAGACAAUAAGGCUGCGGUGCUGCUGGUUCUAACCGGUCAGAGCGGCAUCGUGAAAGACGCCAUCGAGGAGUUGGAGCAGGCGUUGUCCGAGGCCCACGAUCCAUUCGGCGACGUCCUGGGCGACGAGGAGGAUGGCGAGGAGCCGCGGGGCAACCGCGACACGUACUGGUCGGAGCGGGACCGCCGCGUGGUGGCCGCCUGCCGGGGGAUGAUGAAGGCGGCCGCCGCCUGCCUGAGGAAAAUGACGGCGGCCGUCAGGGUCCACGGGGACGCCGACGCGCCACAGAGGGUGGCGCAGCUGGACGACCUGGUAGACGGCGUCAAGGAAAUCAGCCCCCAAAUUGACGACCUGGCGUUGUGUCUCUACCCACCUGUGGACUACAACAGUGUGGAGAACGAUGUUUCUAAACUGGCUGCGCUGUUGAAGAAAGUUCUCGCCAUCAUUCGGUCCAGUCACAUCUGCGGUGAGGCCGAGCUAACCUGGGUUCAGUUCUUGGACGGAGCCGUGGACCACAACCUGCAAAAAGCCAAAGAUCUUAUUCGGCUGGACAGUUAGUGUGUGUGUGUGUGUGUGUGUGUGUGUGUGUGUAACAUUUUCACUCUUGAGUGGAAGGCAUCGUUUAUGAUCAUCUGCUUCACGUUUCACUUUGAGGUUUGAUUAUUUUUGGGCCUCCUACAAUUUGCUAAGUUUCUUUGUCCGCCGAAUAAACUGCUUUUCAAAAACUCA